Monoraphidium neglectum is the source of this 1713-nucleotide messenger RNA. RefSeq lists its product as hypothetical. Gene Ontology annotation, molecular function: protein binding. The record is from RefSeq and is a predicted model, not a curated record. NCBI's taxonomy places the organism in Eukaryota, Viridiplantae, Chlorophyta, Chlorophyceae, Sphaeropleales, Selenastraceae. The transcript is spliced from 9 exons. The coding region runs from base 1 to 1713 and encodes 570 amino acids.
AUGGCGCGCGGCCGCCUGCUUGGCGUGCGCGGCUGGCUGCCGGGCGUGUCGCUGCUGCUGGUUGGGGGCGCCAAGCACGCGCUGGCCAACAAGCGCGGCUUGACGGCCCUAGGGGAGGCGGUGGCUGGGGGGCACCUGGACGUGACGCGCCACUUGGUGGCUGCGGGCGCGGACGUGCACGCCGGCGCGGGCGGCGGUUACAACCUGCUGCACGUCGCGGCCGGCCUGGGCCACGCGGGGUGCCUGAAGCUUCUGAUUGACUCUGGCCUGUCCCCUGCGGCUGCGGGCGGCGGCAGCGGCGGCGGCGACGGCGCGAGCCCGCUGCAUGCUGCGGCGCUGGCGGGGUCUGUUGAAUGCGCCGAGGCGCUGCUGGCGAGGGGCGCCGACCCCCUGGCCGCCAGCGCCGACGGCCGGCUGGCUUCCCAGGUGGUGGAAGCUUCCACCCCCCUGGUGGCUGAGACGCUCAAGGCCCUCCUGCAAAAGGCCGAGGCCAAAGCCCGCAAAGGCGGCGGCGGCGCCAAAGCGGCCGCCGUCGCGCCGCCUCCGCCGCCGGAACAGGCGGCGGCGGCGCCGGAGGAGGAGGCCGGCGGCGGCGGCGACGCCGCGGCGGCGUACGCGCGCGUGUUUGGGCGGCUGGCGGCGCAGGAGCAGGAGCGGAGGAUCGAUGGCUUUGCCAGGAUGGCGGCCGGGGAGGUGGCGGGGCUGGACUUUCUGAAACAGGAUGUCAAAGAGGCGGUGGCGCAGGUCCGUCGCGCGCAGCAGCUUCUCGCCUGCUUCCGGGCGGUGGCGGCAAUUCACAGGGACGAGCGCUUCCAAGAAGAUGCAGCGGACCCCCGUGUGCAGCGGGCUAUUGAAGAAAUCAAGGAGACGGGCGCAAUUGACAAGUAUGCAACCGACGGCCAGGUGGCAUCAGUCAUGGGGAAGCUGCGGAAGCUGCAGGCCGUGCUGCGGGACAACGGCGCCGUGCGCGUCGGAAUGGACGAGCUGCUGCCCCAGAAGGGCGGCCCCUCGCUGCAGGAGAUGAUGGCGGCCGACGCGGCGCGUAUCUCAGAGCUGGAAGCCGCCCACGCCGCCGCGCGCGCCGCCGCCGCCGAUGCGCUGCUGUCCCUGCCGCCCGGCACGACCGCCGCCCGCGCGCGCGCGCGCAGCGGCGGCGGCGGCCUGCUCGCGCGCGGCGGCGGGGCUGGGGCCGAGAUACAGCCCGCUGCCGGCGGCGGCGGCGGGGCUGCGGAGCAUGAGCAAGAGGAUGAGGAGGAACAGGAUGAAUUUUCAAACGUGGAGCGGUACAGCGCUGCUGCAGGUGGCGUCUGGCGGCGGCGGGGCGGCGGCAAGCGGGCUGGAAAGGCGGCGAGCGGCGUCACGGUGGACGCGGCGGCGGGGGACAACUCGCUGGAUGGCGCAGGCGGGGCGGAGGGGGAGGGGGAGCCGCUGUGGAAGCUUCAGAUGAGGCAGGCUGCAAAAGAUACGUUGCACAGGAUCAUCCGAAUCACUCUGGCCUUUGCAUUUCUGAUGGGCGUGAUGUGGCUCUGCAACAUGAUGCCCAGCCAGCAGGCCGACCUCUCGCCCGAGGUGCAGGCGCGCCUCGCUGCCCUGAGGGCGCAGGCGCUGGAGCGGCGCCGGCAGCAGCUGGAGGAGGCCGCCGCGGACGGCGGCGGCAGGGUUGGCGGCGCCGGCGGCGGCGCGGCCGCGGUGGCAGGGCACGGGGAGUUGUGA